UUAGGAUUAACGUUCGUUAAUUGCUUUUAAAUCGAUAAGAUCUAUUGUUGCUCUUACAACAUACGGAAUUUAAUUCAUUUUAUUUACUACGGGUUUAUUCAUUAUCUUAAGCGAUGCAUAUUUACGGUUUUUUGUUGUUCGCUCUUGUGUCCGUAUCAACUGGUCACUCUAUUGCGAGUGAUUUAAAAUUGGUGCAUGUGUUUUUCCGACAUGGUAGUCGUACACCUGAAGAAAAGGACAUAUAUCCGACAGAUCCUUACAAGUUGGAAGAUUUCCAACCAAUGGGAUGGGGACAAUUAACAAAUGUUGGAAAACAGAGAGCAUUUAAGUUGGGAAAAUUGCUUCGGAAACGAUACGAUUCAUUUUUGGGUAAAUUAUAUGUACCGGACAUAGUAAUGGCUCAAAGUACCGACUACGACAGAACUAAAAUGUCAGCCCUUUUGGCACUGGCCGGUUUAUUUAAGCCAGCUCCGUCCCAAAUUUGGGAUGAGGAAGUCACAUGGUUGCCAAUUCCCUACAGUUAUUUAAAAGACAGCUUCGACUAUCAACUUCGUAGACCUAACGCAUACUGCCCAACGUAUUUAAAGGAGCUGGAAGAAGCACGUGCAUCCGCAAAAGUUCAAACUUUGCUCAAAGAAAAUAAAAAAUUGUUAACUUACAUUGCAAGGAAUGCAGGAAAGCCUAUAAAUACUUUAGAUGACGUAUUCGGAAUUUAUCAGACAUUAUGUGCUGAGAAAAGUUUGAAUUUAACCAUACCGGAUUGGGCAGUUAAAGUUUACGAUGACAUCGAAACACUUUCGGGAAAGUUAUGCGAGCUGGAAAAUAGCAAUGACGUCCUGAAGAAACUCAACGGAGGUCGGAUGUUGGGUAAAGUUAUCGAACAAAUGAUUGCGAAAUCGGAAGAAAAAUUGGUACCGGAACAAACGAAAAUUUAUUUAUAUUCCGGACAUGAAAAUAAUGUCAUAAACAUUUUGGCUGCUCUGGAUCUGUUUAAACCACAUGUCCCCAAAUACAGUGCUGCAGUCAUCAUUGAAUUGCACUAUUUAGAGGACAGCAAAAGAUACGGAGUUAAGGUUUACUAUUCCAGAGAUGUGAAUGCAGAACCUGAAGAGCAGCAACUUCCUGGCUGUGAUGUGAUGUGUCCGUUGUCUGAUUUUAUUCAGAUCACAAAGCCACAUGUUCCUACUAAUUUUACUGAAGAAUGUCACUCAAAUAUAAAUCUAGAUAUUUAGAUUAAGUGAAGGUAUUUAAAAAUAUUUAUUUAGUAGUAUUAAUUAUAAUUAUCUGAAGUACUGUAUUUGUUUUAAAAAUAGUAUUUGAUUUAUUACUACUAUGUAGCACAUUGUUAUAAAAUUACUGCCAAUGUAUUAUUAAGUUAUUUUUGUUAAUAAUUUUUAUAUUUAUGAGAAUUGCAUGUUUUUAGUUCUUGAGCAUUUUUAAUUGAUGUUUGUAGAUAUUGAAAAAAACAAUUUAAUUAAAGUAUACUUGUUUUUGCACGAACAA
Aethina tumida (small hive beetle) is the source of this 1503-nucleotide messenger RNA. Its product is annotated as venom acid phosphatase Acph-1. Gene Ontology annotation, biological process: dephosphorylation. NCBI's taxonomy places the organism in Eukaryota, Metazoa, Arthropoda, Insecta, Coleoptera, Nitidulidae. Gene Ontology annotation, molecular function: phosphatase activity. The record is from RefSeq and is a predicted model, not a curated record. The coding region runs from base 114 to 1232 and encodes 372 amino acids. The transcript is spliced from 6 exons.